Podarcis raffonei (Aeolian wall lizard) is the source of this 1203-nucleotide messenger RNA. RefSeq names its product SUMO1 activating enzyme subunit 1 (gene SAE1). Bases 125 to 1036 code for a protein of 303 amino acids. Gene Ontology annotation, molecular function: SUMO activating enzyme activity. Gene Ontology annotation, biological process: protein sumoylation. The record is from RefSeq and is a predicted model, not a curated record. Gene Ontology annotation, cellular component: SUMO activating enzyme complex; cytoplasm. The transcript is spliced from 9 exons. NCBI's taxonomy places the organism in Eukaryota, Metazoa, Chordata, Lepidosauria, Squamata, Lacertidae.
AGCCAGCGCCGCCGCCGCCGCCGCCAUCAGCGAGGAGGAGGCGGCCCAGUACGACCGCCAGAUCCGCCUCUGGGGCCUCGAGGCGCAGAAACGCCUGCGGGCGUCUCGGGUGCUGCUGGUGGGCAUGAAAGGCUUGGGGGCAGAAGUGGCCAAGAACCUAAUCCUGGCAGGAGUCAAAGCCCUGACAAUGCUCGACCAUCAGCAGGUGUCGCCGGAAGAUACGCAAGCUCAGUUUCUGAUCCCUGGGGGGUCCCUGGGCAAGAACAGGGCGGAAGCCUCGCUGGAGCGGGCUCAGGACCUCAACCCCAUGGUGGACGUGAAAGCGGACCCAGGGAACGUCGAGCAGAAGCCCGAGGAGUUCUUCACCCGCUUUGACGUGGUCUGCGUGACGUGCUGCUCCCAGGAAGUCCUGGUGAAGAUCGACCAAAUAUGCCACAAGAACGGCGUCAAGUUCUUUGCGGGAGACGUCUUUGGCUACCAUGGCUACAUGUUUGCCAACUUGGGCGAGCACGAAUUUGUGGAAGAGAAGACGAAGGUUGCCAAAGCCAGCCAGGGAGUGGAGGAUGGACCGGACGCAAAGAAAGCCAAGCUGGACUUCACAGAGACCACGCUGGUGAAGAAGUGUGUGAAGUUUUGCCUCCUGAAAGAGGCCUUGACUGUCGACUGGAGCGGCGAGAAGGCCAAGGCUGCUCUGAAGCGCACGGCCCCCGAUUACUUCCUUCUUCAAGUGCUCCUGAGGUUCCGGACCCUCAAGGGCCGGGACCCUUCCCUGCAGAGCUGCUCAGAGGACGCCGAGGUGCUCCUGCAGAUGCGCGCUGACGUGCUGGCCUCUCUCGGGGUCGCGGCUGACCUGCUCCCGGAUGACUUUGCCAGCUCCUGCUGCUCCGAAGUGGCUCCCGUCUGCGCUGUGGUCGGAGGAGUGCUGGGCCAGGAGGUGGUCAAGGCCCUCUCUCAGCGGGAUGCGCCCCUCAACAACUUCUUCUUCUUUGACGGCAUGAGGGGCAACGGGAUGGUGGAGUGCCUGACCCCCAACUGAGCCUUGCUAGUCCUGGACCAGCUGCCCACAGCCCCACGGGGCUCUUCCCUCUGUGACACCCCUGGCCUUGGGAGAUGGGGGGGCUGUUGCUGAUGCCCCUCUUCCUGCAUUGCCAUGGAUGGGGGUGUGUGUGUUACUUUAGCACUAAUAAACUUUUUUUAGUACCA